Messenger RNA from Diatraea saccharalis (sugarcane borer), 924 nucleotides. The record is from the annotation of a GenBank genome assembly. Lineage: Eukaryota; Metazoa; Arthropoda; Insecta; Lepidoptera; Crambidae.
AUUAUAUAGACGACUAAUAGCUGUAUUCCAACUUAUUCCCUUUUAGGUCCAAAAGAAAGAAAACGGUAAAGUGGCAGAUGACAAAAUAUCCCAACCAGCUGUUGUCGGCGGUAAGAUCAAGUGUGCCGAGUGCGGGAAGUUGUUUAGCUCCAAGAAGACUUAUAGGUACCAUUUGAACACCCUGCACCGGGGCCAGAACCGGUUCCCGUGCCCGCGCUGCGGCAAGGAGUACCAGUGGAAGUCCAACCUCGGCCGCCACAUGCGCUCGCACCGCGCGCGCGACGCGGGGGAGCUCCACUGCGGGCCCUGCGACAGGCGCUUCGCCUCCGUCGCCACCUACACGCAGCAUCUGCGCCUCUCGCGCCGCCACGUCGCCGAGCGGGACUUCAGUUUCGUGUGCGUGGAGUGCGGCAAGCGGUUCGUGAACAAGACGCGGCUGCGCGACCACACGGACUGGGAGCACCUGCACAAGGUCAAGUUCCGCUGCCAGCUCUGCGACAAGCCGUUUAAGUGUCACACGUCGUUGUAUGUACACAUGCAGAACGUACACCACAACAACAAGAAGGAGAACCUGUGCCACAUCUGCGGCAAGUCGUAUCAGAACGCGGCCAAGUUGAAGUACCACAUAGUGGCGAUGCACACGAGCGAGACGCCCUACACGUGCGCGCACUGCGGCGCCGCCUUCAGCUGGUACUCCUCCCUCUACCGCCACACCAGGGAGGUGCACCACAAGAUGAAACUUCAACCCAAGAAGACCCGGAAGCAAAAACGCGGCGAAUUAUUACCGCCGAUGUUGGCAACACACGAUCUGAUGAUGCCACAACCCGGGCCAGUGUGACGCUGGCAACACUCUUGAACCAACGGUUCCUAAUAAGAAAUAACAUUCAAAAGGCAUAUUUUGAUUUAUUCUCAAUGUCUCUUAUU